Maudiozyma barnettii is the source of this 2010-nucleotide messenger RNA. It is a transcript of the gene SLM2, whose product is annotated as phosphatidylinositol 4,5-bisphosphate-binding protein. The record is from RefSeq and is a predicted model, not a curated record. Bases 1 to 2010 code for a protein of 669 amino acids. NCBI's taxonomy places the organism in Eukaryota, Fungi, Ascomycota, Saccharomycetes, Saccharomycetales, Saccharomycetaceae. The transcript has a single exon.
AUGUCGCACCAUAACACGAUGACUUCAAACGUAUCGGAUAUGAUCUCACAACAACGGUCAAAUUUACAACAUUUGCAGAAUUUGCAACAACAUACGAGAAGUAUGACCUCUACAGACUAUGCUACUUAUUAUAAUAUGCAACAGCAACAGCAAGCUGCUGCUGCUGCUGCUGCUCAACAACAACAAGCUCAGGCACAACUAGCUGCGACUCAACAACAAUUAAAAGUUCCUCCAACCAGUCCUAAUCCACUACUUUCAAUGACUUCGGGAGGUACCACCCAAAGCACAAUAUUACCACAAAUGAUAGCACAGCAACAGUUGCAACAACAAGCUAUUCAACAACAACAGUUGCAACAAGGUAGAAACUCUCUCACUAAUACAUCUAUUAAAUCUAAAGCUAGAAACUCUAUACAGGAUCCGAGAUCGCCUUUAGUGGUCUUAAUUCCAACAUCGGCCCAACCGACAGAAAUACUGGCAGCAAGGUUUGCUGCAUGGAGAAACAUUAUAAGAUCGAUUUUGACUUAUUUAACAGAGACUGCCUCAAUACAGGAUGAAAUCGUUAGACAACAAUUAAGAUUGUCUCAUGCAAUCCAAUUCCCUUUUUUCUCUGUGGAAAAUCAAUCACAACCAAAUUCAACAGAAGAUAAAAAUGUUCAAAAGUUUUUCUUGCCUUUAGGAAAUGGAUCUAUUCAAGAUUUACCAACAAUUUUGAAUCAAUAUCAUGGAACAUUAGCUUCAGCUGCUUCCAGAACCUCUAAAGAAUUGACUAGUGAAGUGAUCCCAAGAUUAGAAGAUUUAAGAAGAGAUUUAUUAGUAAAAAUUAAAGAAAUUAAAUCAUUACAAUCUGAUUUUAAAAAUUCUUGUUCAAAAGAAUUGCAAGAAACUAGAACGGAUAUGAAACAAUUCAUCGAAUCCUUAAAGGAAACAAGAUAUAAUGGUACACCAAAACAAGACCCAUUUUUAACUAAAAUCGUAUUAGAUAAACAAAUUAAAAAACAAUUAAUUGAAGAAAAUUUUCUUCAUGAAGCUUUUGAUAAUUUACAAACUUCAGGUGCAGAACUAGAAAAAGUUGUAGUAAUGGAAAUUCAAAAUGCUUUAACCAUAUAUGCAAGAUUAUUAGGUCAAGAAUCUCAACUGGUAUUUGAUAUCUUAAUUUCAAAAUUAGAUGUUGGAUUUUUCAAUAAAGAUCCUCAAUUUGAAUGGGAAAAUUUCAUAGCAAGAGAUGAUAAUUUCAUUUCACCUAAUUUACCAAUGAGAAAAUUAAAAGAAAUCAUUUAUAAAUAUCAAUAUGAUCCAAUGACUUAUGAAAUUCAUUCAGGUUACUUAGAGAGAAGAUCAAAAUUUUUAAAAUCGUAUUCUCGUGGAUUUUAUGUAUUGACACCAAACUUCUUACAUGAAUUCAAGACUUCCGACAGAAAGAAAGAUUUGGUACCAGUGAUGUCAUUAGCAUUGAAUGAAUGUACUGUUGCAGAACAUUCAAAGAAAGGUUCCUCUGAAAAUAAAUUAGUAUUACAUGCUAAGCAAAAUGGUAUCAUACAUAGAGGACAUAAUUGGGUCUUUAAGACAGAUUCUUAUGAAUCAAUGAUGACAUGGUUUGAUAAUUUAAAGAUUUUCACAGGUUUUACCACUUCAACAGAUAAAUUGAAAUAUAUUACUGAAAAAUUCAAUUUAGAAGCAGAUGGGAAACCAAGAACAACAACAAAUACAGCAUCUCCUUCGAUGAAAUCUCCUAGUGCUACAGUAACAUUGACUAAAAAGGGAUCUAUACAACAGGACACUUCUACUGAAACUAAUAACAAUACAACAGAUGGUGGUGAUAAUAGUGAUUUAGUUCAUACUUCGACGAAUCUAGACAAUGACGAAAUUGCUACUUUACCAAACUCUACCCCUCGUCUUGAUAAUGCAACAAAUACUAAUACUACCUCAUCUAUUCCCGAUACAGACGAUUCACAAAUAAGAGAUGGUUUACCUAAUUUCUAUAUCGAGACAGUGCAUCCCGGUAACAAAUAA